Molecule: messenger RNA, 839 nt
Organism: Rhopilema esculentum
Lineage: Eukaryota; Metazoa; Cnidaria; Scyphozoa; Rhizostomeae; Rhizostomatidae
Source: RefSeq, a predicted model, not a curated record
GCAGGCAUUGUAGAACACAUUGCAAACAGCAAACAACAACAAAGUAACAACAAAGCGCACUCCGGUCAGACGUCAGUAGAUGCCUGUCGAAGAUGGAUUCAUUUUAGUUUUACCAAAUUAACGCAAGAUGUCGGACAGCGAAUACAGCAGCACCGAAAGUAUUUCAGAGCAAUUUUCAUUAAUCGAUAGUUCAACUGACGGAGAUUAUGAAGUUGUGAACUUACAAGCUCACGCUCCAUACCAAGACGAACCACUGGCUCUGCCUGGGCAAGCGCGAGUGAAUUUUGAGGAAGACAAGGAUGGCAUUCCUCGUGAAACACUGGAGGCCAGAUUCGAGAAGAGAGUUGCUGUGAAUGACUGGUGCUCGUGUUCACAGUGUAAAGAUGAACUGUUGGUGGGUGCGUUAGAAUACAGAUGCUGCAGGGAAGUACACUGUGCUAUUGGCAAGGCAGUUUUUGAUGGCACAAUUGAUGGAAUAACAUGUAUCAUCCAACACUGCGAUUACAACGCAUUGGUCAAUACAGAGGUCCUGAUGAUGGUUGGGCCUUUAUUGAAAGACUCGCAAGGGCGAGCAUACAAGCGAAGAGCAGGACAAGGCAGAAACGAGUAUCUUAGAGCUGUUGCCUACAGAUGGCUAAUUCGUUGGUUCUGUGGUUACCUUGGUUGGGACAACAGAAGACCACUGCCAGCCUGCAUAUACCAUAACAUAAGGACGAAAUUCCAGACAGCUGCUACUACUGGUUAUGCAGAUAAUGAAUAAGACUUUAAGCAUUAAAAUAUUGGAGAGUAACUGUUUAGAUCUGACUCAUUUUCAGUAAAAAUAUGCAAACAUUUCAAAU